Messenger RNA from Phialemonium atrogriseum, 1315 nucleotides. RefSeq lists its product as uncharacterized. The transcript has 2 exons. The record is from RefSeq and is a predicted model, not a curated record. The coding region runs from base 84 to 1208 and encodes 374 amino acids. NCBI's taxonomy places the organism in Eukaryota, Fungi, Ascomycota, Sordariomycetes, Cephalothecales, Cephalothecaceae. Gene Ontology annotation, molecular function: arylformamidase activity.
AGCAAGGACCGGAGGCCCGCCCGCAUGCAGUACGCUAGGUGUCAUGAUAAUGGCAACUAACUUAAUAAAGCGCCUAAGGAAACAUGAAAAUAAAAGGGGAGGCCGGAGCAAAAAAGUGCCAAACCAACAACCAAAGCAGAGCAAACGUAGGAAAAUUGCCAUACACAAUGCCGACGCGGUACGAAAAUCCCACCAAGGGAGGCGAGUUCCUACCCACCCUUGAGGAAAUCGUGGCCACCGCAAAGCCCGAGGGUGUGCCCAAGGAAGCAGCAUGGAUUUGGGGACCAGACGAUGAGAUCGGCCGCCUGAACCUCCUCACGCCGGAGCACGUCCAGUCUGUGGUGGCAGCGGAGGCGCGGCACGGACUGGUGUGUUCGCUCAACUGGGACGUGACGCUGCCGCGGAGGCCGGGCUUCGGCAGGCCGGCGUGCGAGGUGCGGAUCAAGACUCUGCCUGGCCUUCUUGUCAACGACGAGAUCUUGCACAUGAAUACGCAGUCGGGCUCGCAGAUCGACGGGUUCCGACAUGUGGCGCACCAGACUAGCGGGUUUUUCUACAAUAACCUGAGACAGGAGGAGAUCGUCGGAGGUGGAGGUGGAGGUGGACAGGCCGGGAGCGGGGAGCCGAGCACGCGGUGCGGGAUGCAGGCGUGCAGCAGGCGCGGCAUCGUCGGGCGCGGGGUGCUCCUGGACUUUGCGCGGUGGUGCGACGAGGUCGGCGGCGGGAUGGAGUGCGACCCGUUCGAGACGCGUGGCAUCUCGCUCGACCAGCUGCUGGCCGUGGCGGCGUGGGAGGGAGUCGAGUUCCAGAGGGGUGACAUUCUUCUGAUCCGCAGCGGGUGGAUGCGGAAGUACAACGACUGCCUGGCUGCGGGGCUGGAGGACGAGCUGGCCAAAGUGGCAGACGAGCACCCGACGAGCAUCGGGGUGGAUCCCUCGGACGAGAUGAAGGCGUGGCUACAUGACCAGUACUUUGCCGUCGUCGGGGGCGACCAGCCGGGGUUUGAGGAGUGGCCGCCGCGGUCGAAGCCUAUUCUGCACGAGUACCUGCUCCCCUGCUGGGGUGUCAUGAUCGGUGAGAUGCUGGAUCUGGAGCAUUUGUCGGAAACAUGCAAGCAGACCGGGAAGUACUCGUUCCUGUUCAUGAGUGCACCGAUGAACUUGCCCGGUGGUGUGGCAAGUCUUGCAAACGCACUCUGUAUUAUCUAGAGAUGUUUUAAUUAGUUGGCUCAGACUACGGCCGGGUGAAGAAAGAGUGUUCUUGGUGUUCACCAUGCCCCUUUAAAUUACUCAGUAAAAGCAUGCGAAAUUCCCAC